Molecule: messenger RNA, 703 nt
Organism: Euleptes europaea (tarantolino)
Lineage: Eukaryota; Metazoa; Chordata; Lepidosauria; Squamata; Sphaerodactylidae
Gene: BID
Product: BH3 interacting domain death agonist
Exons: 4
Coding region: 44-703 (219 amino acids)
Biological process (GO): positive regulation of release of cytochrome c from mitochondria; positive regulation of extrinsic apoptotic signaling pathway; positive regulation of intrinsic apoptotic signaling pathway
Cellular component (GO): cytoplasm; mitochondrion; cytosol
Source: RefSeq, a predicted model, not a curated record
GAAGAUUAAGGAUUAACCCAAGUGCCUUGUCUCAGCAGUCAUAAUGAAUCAGGAAAUCGGUGGCAAUAGCUUGGUGGAGCACUCCGUCACCAGCAUCCUUUUGUACUCCUUUUUGGAAAGAUCCCCCUACUGCACUUUCUCGCGCGAGCUCAGCGCUGUGGGAAACCAGCUGAAGUCUUCAGAGCCAUGCUACCAUUAUGAGGGGCCUUUCGGCGGGGAUCUGCAGACAGAUGGCAACCGAGCCGGACGAUUUGGGGCCCUAGACCCAGCUAUCGGAGAUGACAAUGAACGUUUCCAGAUUAUUGGAGCUCAGUUGGCUGAAAUUGGGGACCAGCUGGCUCUGGAGAUUGAGCCGUCGUUGAUUAAUAAUCUUGUGCAGCAGUUUACAGCGGAGAACCUUUCUAGAGAGGAAAUAACCAGGCAUCUGUCUCAGGCAGUGGAGACCUUGAGGAGAAGGAUGCCAGUGGAAAUGGAGCCAGAACGAGCCAUGUUAGUGAUAGUCAUGCUGUUGGCCCGAAAUGUAGCAAACAAGGUUCCAUCUCUUCUUCGUCGGGUGUUCGUCACAACUGUGAACUACAUCAACGCCACACUUUGGGAUUGUGUGAACAACCUGGCGCCUGAGGUAGCAAAAACAAAAUUACAAAAGUCGCAUUUUAAUUCUCGUUCUCUCCAUGGUGCAUCUCAGCGCUUGGAGCACAGAUAG